GAGUUUAUAAAUGUUGUCGCGCAGAGUAACGUUUACAGUUCUGAGACGUGACAGAGGAAGUAGUUGGUGAAUUUAGCAGCGUUUUUUAUCUGUUGCCUGUUCGGGUUGAGUUUUUUUUUUGCUUGUCUACUUCACUGGGACACUUCUUACUGUGCAAAAGUCAUGGCCGAUCCUACCAUAUUUAAUAACCGUGCUGACAGCUUGGAUAAUCGCAGCAAAGGCAAUGGGAAACUAGAUUAUUCGGGCGGCUCGUUGCACCCUGGAGUCGGCAAACAGGCUCCGCUUUGGGAGGAGCGGUGUGACAGCGGCAUCGGCUCAAUGAAUGAGAAGGACGAGGAGGUUCUACGGGAGAUCCAGGAGCUGAGCCUGGACGACAAACCGGAGCCAACCCAGUAUUGGAAAGAUUUCAUCUCGGAGGAUGGAGAUACAUUUCUGCAUUUGGCGAUCAUCCAUACAGCCAAUGAAAUCGUAUCCCAAAUCCUCGCCAAUACCCAGUCUGGCGAUCAGUACCUUCACCGUCAGAAUAACCUGAAACAGACUCCUUUGCAUCUGGCAGUGAUCACGCAGCAGCCUGAUGUGCUACGUGCUUUGUUGUGGGUUGGAGGAGAUCUGGGACCGAGGGACAUUAAUGGAAACUCAGCUUUACACAUCGCUUGUGAGAUGAAUUUGUUCUUGUGCGUGAAGACCAUCAGCGAUUUCCUAACGAGACACCAUACCCGAGAACUUUUGGACAGCAAGAAUUACAAUGGCCUUACAUGUUUGCAGCUGGCAGUCAAAAACAGACUUCACAAGAUGGUGGUCUAUCUAAUUCAGAUUGGAGCUGAUAUUAACGCUCAGGAGCCAUCAAGUGGUCGGACAGCUCUCCAUCUUGCAGUGGAGGAGCAGGAUGCUGAAAUGGUGUCACUUUUGCUGCAGUGUGGAGCAGACCCCAAUGUGCUCACAUACAAUGGCUGUACACCGUAUCAUCUGACCUUGGGAAGAGAGAAUUCGAGGAUACAGACAGAACUUAUCCAUGUGACAGAUCCAGCUCUAUGCAUGAUGUGGGAUGAAGAAAAGAUAUGGGAAUCCGAAACUCCUGACCAUGAGAUACCUUUCUCUUAUGAUGACUGUGCAAUCGGAGGACGCCCACUCAGGUGUUGAAGAUGGUUUCUUUGUGCACUGCUGUAUUUCAAGUCAUCUAAAAAGAACUAGAUAUGCAUAUUAAAGUAUGGUUACCCAACCAUUUGGUUUGAUGAAAAACUUCAGUGACAUACACUAAGAUUUCUAAGUCACACAGUUGGGUGGCACGGUCUGAUGUUCUAAAUAAUUUGUAAUAUAAAUGAAAAAAACCUUUUCAGAAGUGGAGAAUGCAGUGCUACAAAUAUUAGUUGUAAAUUAUAUACUAUUGUGCAAGUGAUACCUUUGUAUGCACUGUUUUCAAUUAUUAUAACUGGUUGAAAAAUUUUUUCAACAUUUAAGUUCUUGUGCAUAUUUGUAUUAUGUAAAAAUUGUAAAUGUGUAAAAUACUGUAAUUAUUGUACAGAUUUUUUUACCCAUAAAAGAACAAGACAAUAUUUGUACAUCCCUCAGAUAUUUAUUUUUGUCAAAUAAAGAUUAUGGAAUUGAAA
Molecule: messenger RNA, 1607 nt
Organism: Rhincodon typus (whale shark)
Lineage: Eukaryota; Metazoa; Chordata; Chondrichthyes; Orectolobiformes; Rhincodontidae
Gene: nfkbiab
Product: nuclear factor of kappa light polypeptide gene enhancer in B-cells inhibitor, alpha b
Exons: 6
Coding region: 163-1140 (325 amino acids)
Molecular function (GO): protein binding
Source: RefSeq, a predicted model, not a curated record